AUGUUGAUUAAAUAUUUCAACGUCGGAAGUGUUUUUUUCCUUUUGUUGACAAAUAUAUAUCUCAUACUACGUCAGUUAAACAAUAGUCAAUGUUCUAUAGGAAACACAUACGAUUUAGAAUACGUAAAAAAUUAUCAAGAUGAUCAAAAUAAAUUUGAUAAAAAGGAAACGGAAGAAGUACAGAAACCGUCAUAUUCCGAGUAUAACGUUAAAGAUUACGAAAUAAGCGAAGGAUUCGAAAUAGGUUUUAACGUGAGUUUCGAUUUGGGUCGAUGGGAUAAAAGUAAAUCGUUUAAAAUGUUCGAUUACGUACACGUGGGAGAAGAAUAUGGAAGUCUAUCGAAAAAAUAUAUGGUUUGCAUGGCUACUCAAAGUUCUAUAGAAAAAUUACAUUCCAUAGCACAAGUAUCCGAACAUUGGACGGGUCCUAUAUCGGUCGCAAUAUACGCAGCCGGAGACGAAGAAUAUUAUUUAUUACAUUGGUACGUUCAUUUUUUAAAAAAUUGUUAUCCUUGGAUAAGUAAAAGAGUGAGUUUUCAUUUGGGAGUGCCCAAAUUGAGAAUACCAACGGGUAAAUAUCCGGAAAAUUUAAAAAAUCUUAAAAUAAACAAUUACAAAUGCAGAGAUUAUAAAAACGUGUUGAAAGAAAUAAUUAAAUUAAGGCCAGUGGAAAUAGUUAAAUGGAGAAUGAAAAAUCCAUAUCCGCAAAAUCACAUGAGAAAUUUAGCUAGGAAAAAUUGUCAGAGCGAUUAUGUUUUUUUAACCGAUGUCGAUAUAGUGCCUAGUUUUAAAUUAGCAGAUAAUUUAAAUAAAUUUUUAAAAACUGCUAAAAAAACUUGUAAAAAUAAAUGCGCGUACGUUAUACCAACUUACGAAUUGGAUAGCAGAACUGAUUUUCCUAAAAAUAAAAGCGAAUUGUUAAGGCUGUCGCAAAAAGGUUUGGCAAGAGCUUUUCAUCAAAAAGUUUUCAUUUACAAUCAAUUUGCAACAAAUUUUUCUAAAUGGGAAUCCUUUGUCGAUUCUUCAGAAGAUGAAAUAAUAAUAAGUCAUGACGUAACAAAUUUUGAAUUUUUAUAUGAACCUUUUUACGUGGCUCCAGAUACGGUACCGGAACACGACGAACGAUUUUUAGGUUACGGAUAUACAAGAAAUACUCAGGUGUACGAAACUUUUGUCUCUGGAUAUCAAUUUCAAGUUUUAUCACCUGUUUUUACCAUACAUUGGGGUCUUCAGGGUCGAAAAGAAAGACCGCCAUGGCGUGAAAGACAAAACAGUGUAAACAGAUUUAGAUUUGAAUUGUUUAAAGGAGAAAUUUUUGCGAAAUAUCGUAAUGAUCCGUUGAAAAUGAUUGGAUAA
Molecule: messenger RNA, 1356 nt
Organism: Pediculus humanus corporis (human body louse)
Lineage: Eukaryota; Metazoa; Arthropoda; Insecta; Psocodea; Pediculidae
Product: N-acetyllactosaminide beta-1,3-N-acetylglucosaminyltransferase, putative
Exons: 3
Coding region: 1-1356 (451 amino acids)
Molecular function (GO): glucuronosyltransferase activity
Source: RefSeq, a predicted model, not a curated record